CCGGAGGCUGUCACAUCCUGGUCCUGGCUGCAAGGCCCCCGGGAUGCUCUGGGUGUCACCUCUGGAGCCUCACAGAACAGGAGCCAGAUGGCUUGUGAUUCAGAAGUCUCAGGCUUUCUGAACACACUCUUGCGAGACUUCCCAGCCCCCCUGACCCCGGAGAGCCCCUUGCCAUGGAAGGCUCUGGGCACAGCGCUGAGUCAGGAGGAGGUGGAAGGCGAGCUGACUGAGCUGGCGAUGGGCUUCCUGGGCAGCAGGCAUGCCCCACUGCCACUUGCUGCGGCUCUGACCCGAGAGGCCGUUUCCCAGCUGCUGCAGGCUGACCUUUCUGAGUUUAGAAAGUUGCCCGGGCAAGAAGAGGAAGAAGAAAACGAUGAGGAAGAAGAGAAGGCCCCGGUGAUCUUGACAGAUGCCAAAGGACUGGCUCGGAGUUGCUUUAACCAGCUCUGGGAAGUAAGUGACCAGUGGCGGAAGCAGGUGCCGGUUGCUGCCCGGACCCCGCAGAGGGAGUGGGUGGUCUCCAUCCACGCCAUCCGGAACACUCGCCGCAGGAUGGAGGACCGGCACGUGUUCCUCCCUGCCUUCAACCUGCUCUUGGGCUUGUCCGACCCCGUGGACCGUGCCUACUUCGCUGUGUUUGACGGUCAUGGGGGCGUGGACGCCGCGAGAUACGCUGCUGUCCACGUCCACAUCCACGCCGCCCGCCAGCCAAAGCUGCUCACAGACCCUGCGGAAGCCCUCAAAGAAGCCUUCCGGCUCACCGAUGAAAUGUUUCUCUUGAAAGCCAAGCGAGAGCGGCUGCAGAGUGGCACCACAGGCGUGUGCGUGCUUGUUGCCGGAACAACCCUGCACGUCGCCUGGCUCGGGGACUCCCAGGUCAUCCUGGUGCGGCAGGGAGAAGUGGUGCAGCUGAUGGAGCCACACAGACCUGAGCGACGGGACGAGAAGGCACGCAUCGAAGCACUGGGGGGCAUUGUGUAUUUCACGGACUGUUGGAGAGUCAAUGGGACCCUGGCCGUCUCUAGAGCCAUCGGGGAUGUCUUCCAGAAGCCCUAUGUGUCCGGAGAGGCAGAUGCGGCCUCCUGGGAGCUGACGGGCUCUGAGGACUACCUGCUGCUUGCCUGUGACGGCUUCUUCGACGUCAUCACCUUCCCCGAAAUCGCCAGCCUCGUCCACGGCCACCUGGUCAAACAGCAGGGCGAUGGGCUCCAUGUGGCUGAGGAGCUGGUGGCUGAGGCCCGGGAGCGAGGCUCCCAAGACAACAUCACAGUUAUGGUGGUCUUCCUCAGGGACCCCCGAGAGCUGCUGGAGGAAGGGGUCCAGGGGCCAGGGCACUCCCAGGCCGGUGUGAGAAGCCAGGACUUGCCCUCUGGCCUCUCACAGCCCAAGGCCAGCACUCCACAGAGAAGCUAGGUGGUCCAGGUCCCCCCUCACCCCACCCUGACCCUUCCCCCACCCGUGUGAGUCCCCUCGGAGGCCUUAGGACCUGACAGGCAGUCGUGGGCAGGAUGUGCCCACGCACACAGUGCUUGCCCCAGCACCCGAGACCACUGGUGAUGCGUGCUACAGCCUGUCCUGGUACUGCAGAACCGCUCCCGGCAGGGCUCGAGAGCAGGCAUAGGGAAAGACCUUACCAAAGUGAAGGCGGCCCAGGGAGUGGCCUGGCUCUUGCUCCUACCUCACAUCGAGGCACGGGUGGGCCCAGAAGUCGCAAGCACCUGGUAGCAGACCAAAGACAGGAUGUGCAUUGGGAGCACUGGGUUACGCGCGUAGGGGACCCCCGCAGCAGACCUAAGAGCUCCAGGCAUCUUCAGGCGCAUCCUCGGGUCAGGUCAAGCAGGCAGGAUAUCCAGCGCCGGUCUCUCACGGCUUCUCACUAUGGCUGCGGCUAUGGCCAUGGUGGGAGGAAGGAUCGAGUUGAUGGAUAGGCCCGGCAAGUCCUGCCUGACCACGCUGGCUUCCCAGAGAGGAGAGAGCAACCCGUGCGUGACGUGACAGGGCCGCGAGGGCCUCUUCCUGCUUCCCCUGAGCACCAUGGGAAGGUGAAGCUCGAUCCUUACUGACACAAGGCGUGUGUGUCGUGUGUGUUCGGGAUUUAUGCCAGGAAAGGUCUAAUUCAGAAGCAGUAUUGCAGACUUUAUCUUUGUUUUGUCAGUGCCAAGAUGACCCACAGAGUCAUAUAAUUUAAGCAGAUCUUAAUGUUUAUUUCUUCAAAAAACUUAAGUAUUUACUUUUUGAAGUUUUUUUUUAACUCUUUUGGAAACAUUUUCAUUGCAGUAUUACUGAAUCUUUUUUUUUUUUUAAUCAGGAUCGAAACAAACUUUUCUAGGUGGCGUUAAUAUUGUCACUUAAGUGCCUUACACGGCUGUGGGGAAGAUGAGACCUGCUGGUCCGUCGUGGAUUCUGACGGGCUGUUGAAGUUCUUACAGAAGCAGCAUUUGUCUUGCUUGGAAGGUGUGAUCUUGGCUAGAAAUCUUCCUGGAGUUCUUUUCCUCCUUUAUGUUACCGGGCACCCCCAAGAGCCCCCCUGGGUGAUUUUCAGGAGCCAUGCUACAGGUGGGGCUGCUGCCUGAGCCCAGACCACAGGGUGGCCAUUUGCCUCCUUAACUGCCUGGGCCCUGCCAUGCCGGUCUCUGUUGGAUCCCAGAUAGAGUGACUUUACUGCUAAGUAGAAUGUUCCAGAAUGUCUUUGUGGUUUUGCAGUUACACUGGUUUCCGUGGGGAAAAUGCUUCAUCAAGACACUGUGGCAAGCCCAGAGGCAGCCCGGUGUCAUGGCUCUGUCUGGAGGCAAAGGGUGGGAUACUUCUGGCCCAUCUGGCAGCACCAGCCACAGCCCCUGACCCCCAGGCUGGUGUCCCCUGCUAGGCUUUGUUCUGUAGCUACAAGAAGGAAGGGCACCUUAGGGGCCGGGGAUUUAGCUCAGUGGUUCUGGCACCUGCUUCACAAGUGCAAGGACCCGAGUUUGAUCCCUGGUACCAGAAAAAAAAAAGAAGAAGGAAGGCCUCGUUGUCCCCUAGAAUACUGGGAAGGUGAGGCUUGGAAGUGGUGAUACUCGGGGUCUCAAAGAGCUCACGUAGUGUAUGCAGAGUUGAAAGUGGCUGGACUGGGGAGGAGGCCAGGUAGAGGCAGGAACAUGAGGCGGAGAAAAAGGGCCCUGGAGGCCGGGGAGAGCAGCCUGAUAGGGAAGGGCUGAGCGGCAGUAGGACUCUGCUCCCACAGGGGUCUGACGGGCACUGGGUGGCUUAGCUAAGGCUUGUGACAGGGACAGUAAGAGGAAGCUUGACCAUGAGAUCCCCGCGGUAGUGAUCGGAGCCCACCCACCUGCAGACGGCAGGGCACCAGGAAGCUCUGGAGAACUGGAUUCCAGGCACCUUGCCCUCCUCCCAGUUCACACAAGGGACAGGUAUGCAAGAGUCGCCAGCCAAGUCUCCCUCGGCAGGAAGGGCAGAGCCGGCCACGGCGGGGUGUGCUGCCUGCACCCUCAGCUUCCCCGUUCCCACGGUGGGGCUUCAGGAGGUGAAACCGUGCUGCCAAGGCCUUGCUCAGUCUCCUGAUAGACAGCAUCUUAAACAUCGUCGUUCAGAGACAACUGGGCAUGCUUAGCUUAACUUGAAAGCCCUGCUGCUUUCUGAGGGCCAGAAGCCAGGGCCCUCACGAGCUCUCAGCAGAGGGCUGGGCAGGACGCGGGGAUGGGGCGCACCCUUCGCCCCCAGCCCAUCCUGCUCAUGACAAUGACCUUCACUGAGGAGGGGGAGUUUUGGCUCGUUUUUCUUUGCUAAUCUUACUCUGUUCACUGCUGCCAAGAGAGGAGCGGUACCCCAGUGACGUUUGGAUUAUACCCUUUGCUAGUGCGCUUUAUUCCCUGGCCCGAGGCUCUGCCAGACCUCAGGCUUGGCACACAGGGAAGCCCCUUCCCCAGGCUGUCUGAACACCUGCCGUCACCCCCCCCCCAGAGAGCCUGCUGUGCCACGGGCACAGCCAAGGCCCUGAGGCAGAGACCUGAGCCGCUGGGGGGCGGGGACACCGGGGAGCGGGGAGGGCAGUCGGGAGCUAACCCUGCACUAGCUUCUGGGCCCAGAGAAGGACCUUUCCUGACGAGCUGGACCCAGAGCCUCCCAAACUUCUGGGUCACCCCUUGAGGCCAUAUUCCCAAGAGGGUCCCUGGCCAGGGCCGCCAUUCUGCAAAUCUGAAUUCCAUUUCAAGGACAGCUUUGCCACCAGCUCCUAAGCUGUGCAAGUCAUUGUACCUUCCUGGGCCUCAGCGCCCCCUUUUAAAGUCAGAGGGGCUGCACAGUGUGGCUCUAGCCGGGAAUUCUGAAAAUGUAGGGCUACUGGAGGUGAGGCUGGUGCGUCCUGGGGAGAUGCUGCCAGCUCUGAGGUCCCCUCCUCUCUUGCCAGCAGGGAGGGGUAAUUAAGUAUUAUUAGUGUCUAUUCUUAAAAUUAAGUGGGUUGGAAAAGAAUCAACUUACAGAUGCCAGCGCCUUAUAUGGAAGACAAAAGCUGGAGGAAUCAACCCUUCUUUUACAGGUGCUGCUGAUUCCCGGCUGAGUCCUGCAUGGCGGUAGAAUUAGGAGGGGCAGGAAGGCACAGCUAAUUCUCAAGGGUGUCCUAGUCAAAAUCGAAGAUAGUGUGUUUCCGGGGGCUGGGGACAUGGUGUGGAUGUCACAGCCAGAGGGGUCUCACACCCCACGAGAGAAGCGCAGACUCCCUGAGACCUUGACUCAAGUCCUGACCACUGACCACGGUCUGUUUCCUGCCCUCCCGGAGCAGCAUGCAGCCCGUCUUCACCCUCCCCUGCCAUGACAUUUUCCAGCAUGGGCAUCCCGGCUACCUCAGCCGUGUUCCCAGUGCUGGGAGGCCGGCUCUGGCCACUCCUAAGGCCUAGCCCCCGACCCACACUGCCUAGAAGCUGGAUAGGCCUGUGUAAAAUAAGCUUUCUGUUUCGAUUCUGCCUCUCUAGUCCAAAAGGGGCAGACCCAGAGUCCUGCGCUUUCGCUGAGGCUCCUUGACUUUGCCAAAUGCGCCGAGCUUUGCCGUUCACAUGCCUUGUGGCCCUUGCCAAAGGUUUCUCUGUGCACACUUUGUGGGCUUCCUAGGAGUUGUGUUCUUGCAUAGCAGGGAAUCUCAUUCCAAGACGUGACUGUUUCCCCUGUAGUCUUCGGGACAAGUCCCAAGGUAAAGGGGCCGAAAGGGUGUUCUCUUCCCAGGAGCCCCAUGUAAAGUGUCAUUAAACCGUGAGUUCCCAGCCUGUCA
This is a messenger RNA of Fukomys damarensis (Damara mole-rat), 5254 nucleotides long. It is a transcript of the gene Ppm1f, whose product is annotated as protein phosphatase, Mg2+/Mn2+ dependent 1F. Gene Ontology annotation, molecular function: protein serine/threonine phosphatase activity; cation binding. Gene Ontology annotation, cellular component: cytosol. The annotation marks the transcript as partial. Lineage: Eukaryota; Metazoa; Chordata; Mammalia; Rodentia; Bathyergidae. Gene Ontology annotation, biological process: negative regulation of protein kinase activity; protein dephosphorylation. The record is from RefSeq and is a predicted model, not a curated record. The transcript is spliced from 7 exons.